CAGACCAAUAUGGCGGACUCGGAAGGAAGGAAGUGAAUACGAGGGAAUAGAUUAUCGACUUUUUCCCCGUUGUGUCAACUACAUGAGUUCAAGUAUUUCCUCAAAAUUUGCUACUUACCAAUUAUCUACAAUGACGUGAAGUGGUGCAGCCGACAUGCAAGGAGAAGGGGGCUAGGGAGUCGUGAACAACCGGAGAGAGAUGGGAGCCCAACAAGGAAAAGAAGGAAAUCCAAAAGCGACCAAAUCCAAGACAAAGAAGGACCCACCCCCGGCCAAGAUUCCUCAAGGGAACUUUUUCCCUUCUGACCAGCCUGAUACACCGACCUUGACAACCCGCCCUCUACCUCCGUCCCCGCUCGGUGACUUCCUGAAUACAAAAUGGAUGUCAAAGGAGAAUCUACUAGCCCAGAACGAAGAUGAUCCGAAUUUAUUUGUGGCGCUGUACGACUUCCAAUCAGGGGGAGAUAACCAGCUCAGUAUUAUCAAAGGGGAACAAAUCACAAUCCUGGGCUAUAACAAGGGCGGAGAAUGGUGCGAGGUCAAGAACAAAGCCGGGGAGAUAGGCUGGGUGCCUAGCAACUACAUCGCCCCCGUCAACAGCCUGGACAAAUUCUCCUGGUACCACGGACAAAUCUCCAGAAACGCAUCGGAAUAUCUCCUCAGUAGUGGAAUAAAUGGCAGUUUCCUUGUCAGAGAAAGUGAAAGUAGUCCAGGUCAAAGGUCAAUUUCUGUACGAUUUGAGGGACGUGUAUACCAUUACAGAAUUAGUGAUGAUUCAGAUGGAAAGGUGUAUGUUACAGCAGAACACAGAUUUAAUACAUUAGCAGAGCUAGUACACCACCAUUCGAUCCACUCCGAUGGUUUAGUCACCACUCUGCUGUACCCUGCACCAAAGCGACAGAAGCCCACAGUGUUUGGUCUCAGUCCGGAGCCAGAUAGGUGGGAGAUCGAGAGGACAGAGAUAGCCAUGAAACACAGGCUAGGUGGGGGCCAGUAUGGAGAUGUGUAUGAGGCGAUUUGGAAGCGAUACAACAAAACGGUGGCUGUCAAAACUCUGAAGGAAGAUACGAUGGCUCUGAAAGAUUUCCUGGAGGAAGCAUGUAUAAUGAAAGAGAUGAAGCACCCCAAUCUAGUGCAAUUACUCGGUGUCUGUACACGGGAACCCCCUUUCUACAUUGUGACAGAAUUCAUGGCCCAGGGAAAUCUUUUAGAUUACCUGCGGAGCACCACAAAGGAUGACAUAGGCCCCACAGUGUUGAUGUACAUGGCUACACAGAUAGCCUCAGCAAUGGCAUAUCUCGAGGCCAGAAACUUUAUCCACAGGGAUUUGGCUGCCAGGAAUUGUCUGGUGGGUCCUGAUCACCUGGUUAAGGUGGCUGACUUUGGUUUGGCUCGACUCAUGAAGGACGAUACCUACACUGCUCAUGCAGGGGCAAAGUUUCCCAUCAAAUGGACUGCCCCAGAGGGCCUAGCCUUCAACAGAUUCUCUACCAAGUCGGAUGUUUGGGCCUUUGGGGUGCUGCUGUGGGAGCUGGCUACCUAUGGGAUGUCCCCGUACCCCGGGGUAGAGCUGACGGAGGUGUAUCAUCUCCUGGAGAGACAGUACAGAAUGGACCGACCCGCGGGGUGUCCUGCCAACGUGUACGAACUCAUGAUGAAGUGCUGGCAAUGGGACCCAAAAGAUCGACCAACUUUUCUAGAGAUCCACAAUUCACUUGAACACAUGUUUGAUAAAUCAAGUUUAAAUGAAGAAAUUGAGAAAGAGUUGGAGAAAACAGACACAAAAAAGAUUCCAAUCCUUCAGUCGUCCAAGAAAAGAAAUAUGUCAGAGGCUGAUCACAUGGCAGAAGGAGGUCAAAUGAGUGCAAGUUCCACACCCCUUACAGGGAGGAAAGUCUUGCCCUCCAGGAAUUCUGACGAGUCUUUGAGACAAGUAUCUGCUGUCUUGUCCAACAAGGCCAAGAAGAAAGGUGGGGCAGCACCACCACCUCCACGGAGAACCACCUCAUGUAAAGAACAGGAAAAUCCUAACAUGGAGAGUGAGUUAAAAGCCAAGAUGAAGCUUCAAAAAGCCAAGAUAGAGAGUUCUAGUAAAGUGGAGUUCUAUGGAGAUAAUGACGUGGACCAAUCAGUAGCUAGUGAUUUUGGACCAACAAUAUCUUUACAACCUUCAAAACGAUUGGAGCUAGGAUCACCAAAAACGUUUCAAAGAAUGGAUUCUAAAGAAGGAGUGAGAACUUCAGAGGAUGGAAGCAUAGGCCAAAAUAGCUCAGACAGUGUUAAAAGAGCUCCUAUUGAUAAAUCAAAAUACAUGAUUAAUGUUGACAGUGCCACAAAAUCCCCUUCCUUUGAACAGGGGGAUAAAAACACCACACGGAAAUUCUCUAUACCGUAUCACAGAGAACUAAGACUAGCAUCAGAUGUUGAAAACAGACAAAAAUCUGACAAGGAGACAAACACUAACUUUAUGGAGGAAAACAAAGAUUUUGGACAUGUUCAAGUGAAAGGAAGGUCUUAUCCCAAGAAAGCACUCCCUCUACCUUCUCAUGCUCUCAGGAAAAAGUCUGUGGGUGAGCCAUUCAGAAGGGGAGAGGCUGGGAAGAGCAAUACAAUGGUGGCCAGGAGUCUCGAUGCUGAGUCGGACCAGGUCACCAUUGGACGUUUAGAUGUGAAUAAUGUUACUAAAGCUAUUAGUCGUUAUGGCACCAUUCCCAAAGGUCGCAGGAUUGAGGCAUAUCUAGCCUCCAUGGAGAGUGGUGUAGAUCAGCAACGCGUGGAUAACCUUCCUACGGUGGAAGAUCAUGAUUCUGGCACGGACACGGCAAGCAUCGCUUCCUGUCCUGUGUUGUUACCGGAGAACGAGAACGGACUAGGGGAUCAGUGGAGACAAAACCAGAAUGUGGCUCCUCCCGAUUCUAUUGAGGGAAUAAAACCGGAACCCAACGUAAAACCAUCCGCCGUUGUCAAGUCACAGUCUCACAAUGUGAUAGCUGAGAAUCAAAAUUCUCAUUUUAAUUCCUUACUUCAGAGACAGAAAUCGGACUUGACUCACACUGGUGGUGCUUUAGACUCUUUUUCUCGGCAAUAUCCCGAUCUGGCUCAAAAACCAAAACCUAGUCCUCGAUUAUCCCGAAUGUUCACUGAGCCGGCAGAUCAAGACAGUCUCCAUGAUAAGAGUGUGGACCAAAUCCCCCCUUCCUCUAUGUCCCAGAGUUUGUAUAAAUCUCUUCCUAGUUACUCUGUAGAUAAAGGGGCAGAAAAUUCGUUCUCCCCGAAACUUCCUUCAGAAGUUAAAAAACAGUCUGACUUUAUUUCCCCAGUCAUGAGACCACAUCUCGCUCAAAAAAUGAGGUCAUCUUCUAUUGGUGAGUAUCCCUACACAGAGGAGAGCACGGAGAAGGACGACAAGCAGAGCGCGUCGGUUUUAUCAAAAGUAGCAAUGUUUCAGUCUGCUGGCCCAGACUUUGGACAGAUAAAGCCAUUCUCCAGAGGAGAGCAGGAUAGGAAUUCAAUGAGGGAGGGAAAAGCAAGCAACAUUGAAGACAUUAUUUCAAAUAAACCUGUAUUACCAAAACCACUUCCACAUAGCAUUGGCAUGCAGCAGUCAUUUAUGUCAAAAUCUGUGUUUGAUUCCUUAGAGCCUGUGCAAGAGACCUACCAUCACACCGGAGGAAAUUCGGAUUCCGAUAGUCCUUGUGUUUCUCGUGACAGUAUUUUAAACAUGUCUGAUGAUGUGUUAACUUCUCUUCAGAAUUUAACAAGUACGGGAAAUAAAAACAGCGCAAAUUUUAUGAUUCUGUAUGAAAAAGUCCUACAGUUUCAUGACCUCUGUUCUCAAUUCUUUGAUUCCAUGCCACCACAUGCAAAGUUCCAUGCCAAGGAGUUAUUAUCGCGCCUUCUAUCUCAAAGUGAAAACGUCAAAACAAUCUGUAGUUCCAAUCCAGCAUUCGGAAUGAAAAUCAUUAAUGAUGUACAUGUUGCUAUCAAGGAAAUUGUGGAUCUGAUACGAAAGUGAUGCAUUGUGCUUGCAUAUUGAAAUUCGCGAGGUUGUAUCUUUGGGGCAUAUGUAUUUCUUUUUAUAUGUAUUAUAGGUAUUUUUACGUGAAAAAAAGCUUAUCAAUUUCUAAAGUGCUGGUAUUGCUAUUCUGUACAAAUAUUACAAGCUGUUUUAAUUAUUUUUAUUUCAAAUGGCAUUAUUUUUCACAGCAUUGCCAAUAGAUUUUUACACAUGAUGGUUGUUAGCCGCUUUCAGUGACCCCUUGUGGUUGUUGUAAGAGUUAUGCCCCUUCUCAGAAAAUAUAAAAAAUUGUUCCUGACUGACUGAUCUUCAGAAUCUUCCGUAUAUAACCAAGGUGUCAUAUAUUUUGUGUGAAUUUCAUUUAUUGUCAUCUGUAUAGAGUUUUCAUCAGUCAGUUUUUGUUUCCAUUCUGUAGAUAGGUUACUAGUGUAUACAGUUGUAAACUACAGAUUCAUGCUACCUUGAGGGUCCAUGAAAUUCUUCUGUUGCGAAAACAAGACAUCCUCUUUAAUGCAAUAUUAUCAGUCAUUUCAUCUUACUGUAUACAGGACUGCACAAAAAUUGAUUUGCACAUUUUCAAAGUUAUACUGGUAUUAAAUCACAUGAGUACCUCUUUCAAACAGAAAUCCCUUAUUUAUAUUCACUUAGUAUGUUACUGGUAAUAUCUUUGGGGGUAGAAGCAUGCUAAGUAAUUAACUAUACCUCUUAAGAAAGAUUAAUUGAAGUUUAUUGAAAGGCAUUAAAAUGUUUGUCUAUAUAUAUUAUAGCAAGUUUUUGCAUUUUACAAAUGGACUGCAUAUUUUAAGAAAUUUUUGUUCUGUUCUAUCAAGACAUGUAAUUUACAAAGUCUGUUCAAAUCUGGACUCUGAACUGCAGUUUUGAGUACUUACUAAGGUGAAUUCCACAUUUCUAGAUCUGUUUUUUUAAAGCAAGAUUCCUUUAAGAAUGUGUAGGAAAAAAAUCAAUACUGGACCAGUGUAAGAUAACUACUAUUGUUGGUGAGGAUAAGCUCUAUAUUAGGAGUGAAUCUUUUAGAACAAAGAGAGAAUGCGGGAAGUAUUAAGUUAUUGAGAACAAUCUGUUGUAAUUCUGUGAAUGAUUGUGGACUUUUUUGUUUUUCAUCAGGUCCAGGAAGCAAGCUUUAUUUAAAUUUCUUUAAAUACUCAAGGUUACUGUAAUUGUAAAUGAAACUUUUCAAUGAAAAUACAUUUUUAUAAGUGAU
Saccostrea cuccullata (small rock oyster) is the source of this 5240-nucleotide messenger RNA. RefSeq names its product tyrosine-protein kinase Abl-like. The record is from RefSeq and is a predicted model, not a curated record. The transcript is spliced from 11 exons. Gene Ontology annotation, molecular function: non-membrane spanning protein tyrosine kinase activity; protein binding; ATP binding. Gene Ontology annotation, biological process: protein phosphorylation. The coding region runs from base 200 to 4015 and encodes 1271 amino acids. Lineage: Eukaryota; Metazoa; Mollusca; Bivalvia; Ostreida; Ostreidae.